Molecule: messenger RNA, 564 nt
Organism: Chironomus riparius
Lineage: Eukaryota; Metazoa; Arthropoda; Insecta; Diptera; Chironomidae
Source: the annotation of a GenBank genome assembly
UUUUUCAAAAUUUUAAGUGAUUUUUAUAAACUCAUAAAAAUAGUAAAAUGUCAAUGGAACUUCCUAAAAUUAAACACAACAAUGAACACGAUGAGAAUAUUCCUGAAAAACCGCUGAACAAGCUUUCAUCGGAUAUGCAACGACAGGAAAACAUCGAGCAAUAUUUGAUGGUGUGCAAAAAGAGGAUAAAGAGGAUGAAAAAUGUGCAGGAUAAGCAAUUUGAGCAUGAGAUUAAAAACCUCGAAGCAAUGCAGUGUUGUGCUUAUGAUUAAGUGCGGUUUCACAGAAUUUUCGCAAUAACUACGCUAUGGCCACCGCUUCAUAGUCGAAAAGAGAUUGAAAAUACAAUGAAGAGGUUUUUAUGGACGAACUCAAUGGCACAUACGACGCAUUAAUUUUAUAAUCGAAAACACAAAAACUUUGAGAUGAAUGGAGAAGGUCCGACGACUUUAAUUGGAAAUGUUUGAGGAAGAAAAUCAAAUAAUCUGACAACAUACGGACGAGUUAUUAAAACUUUGUUUGCUUCUUCGUCUUCAAUAAAAUGAGUCUUUUGGAUUAUGUCAG